GUAGGAGUGGCUGAACUGAGGAGCUGGCAGUUUGCUUUGCAUGAAUCGCGGACUCCAAGUUGGUGGCUGCACCUCCGAUAUUUCCUGUGAGCCGCACAGACUGAGCCGUGCCGAGGCGAGGGCGGAGGAGGCGAGGAGAGGAAUGGCAGAGAACAGCUCCGAGACAAGCGGCUCCGUUCACCGGAGAUGUUUGGGCCAUUCUUCGGCGGAGCGAAACGUUUCGGCUGGGGUCGGGGCUUCAAAAUGGAUUCGACUAAAUGUCGGGGGAACCUAUUUUUUAACUACGAGACAGACGCUGUGUCGAGACCCAAAAUCAUUUCUGUACAGACUGAGCCAAGCUGACCCCGAGCUCGACUCUGACAAGGAUGAAACUGGUGCCUAUCUCAUAGACAGAGACCCCACGUACUUCGGGCCAGUGCUUAACUACUUAAGGCAUGGCAAACUGGUGCUCAACAGGGACUUGGCAGAGGAAGGAGUUUUAGAAGAAGCCGAAUUCUACAACAUCACAUCAUUAAUAAAGCUCAUCAAGGAUAAGAUCAGGGAACGCGAUUGCAAAACAUCACAGGUUCCAGUAAAGCAUGUUUACCGGGUGCUGCAGUGCCAAGAGGAGGAGCUCACUCAAAUGGUGUCUACCAUGUCUGAUGGCUGGAAGUUUGAACAGCUCGUCAGCAUCGGCUCAUCCUACAACUACGGAAACGAAGACCAAGCUGAGUUCCUGUGUGUAGUCUCCAAGGAGUUGCACAAUCAAUCAUACGGGACAAACAGUGAGCCCAGUGAGAAGGCUAAGAUUCUUCAGGAAAGGGGUUCCCGGAUGUGAAAAGGACUCAGUAUUAUGAGCUCCAGGUGUUAUGAUGCAAACAUAUCAUCUAUGUGGAAGAACGUGUGGCACAAUGGAGAUUUAAAGUGGGGUGUGCAUUUAUUUUGUUUUCCCUCCACUUUCUUUCUUUCUUUCUUUCUUUUUUUUUUUUUAAGUUUUUUCAUGUAAAUAAGUCUGUUUACUGACAAUUUGUGCCUGUACAUUUAAACUGGACCUUUUUAUUAAAUUAGCGGCAAGUUUUUGUUUCUAACUGAAAGUAAAGAAUUGUAAUCUACAAAUGUUUUAUGCUAUAACAAAUGGCCGCCAUCAUAUAAGGCCAAUGAUUCACUCAGGGUCAUCUGUUGAGUUAAUUCUUAUAUCCUCCAACUCAAGGGUCUGGUAAGGGAUCAGUAUGGUCUUUAUAACUCCGAGUAUCAAACACAAAAAUCAUUGUUUCAGAGAUUUUAAAGAAGGGAAUUGUUGUAUUUGCUCAACGCCUGUGAGUCAGGCUACUAAACAUAAAAUUGAGCCCAAAAGCAAACCGGUUAAAAAUGGUUACCUAAAGACUUCAGUUUUACUGAGAUUUGUGAUCAUGAGGACCUCAAAUGCACAUUUUUUUUGUUGUUGUUGUUGUUUUGUUUGUUUUUUUUGCUUUUAAAUUUCAGAUGUAUUUUAGGAAUUUUGAUUAUAACUUUUUUUUCAGUAGUAAUUAAAAGUUUAAAAAAACAAGGAAUGAUCACCUUAGAGUACAAGAAAUCUUGACUGUAGAUAAAGGGGCAUUAGGUAACCAGAGGUAGGAAAUGACCUAUAAUAAACAGAAAUAUCUGCCCAAUAUGGCAAUGUUGCAAAGCAAUAUACUUUUUAAAAAUAUAUACUUCAGGUAAAAGUAUACUACUAGUGUACUGUAGCUUCCAUCUUUAGUAACCCAGUUAAAUUGAGGUGCUUUUUUUUUUGUGCUGUUAGGUCAAAUUGACUCUUUGCUUGAAAGUCAACUAUUCAUAUUUGAACUCUGACCCUCUACUGCUAUUAGUUUAUAUAGUUUGCUUUUCUAGGGAGUUUAAAAUAAUCCAUAAAAUAUUCCCAUGAAUUUAAUAGAACUAUAUGUAGCGUGAGUCUGACAGAUAUAUCUGCAUUUAUGACAACUAAUACCUGAAAAUUAAAGAAGAGAUCAGAGAAGCACCCUUCAGCCAUGUUAGCAGUUUUGAUGUUGCAUACUUUGUCCACCAGAGGGCACUGCAACUUCGCUGGAGGCAACAUAGCUGCAACCAGCUGAUUUGAGCAAGAGUGAUUGCAUAAGUUUCAUGGAUCUGAAAGGGGAAACAAAUUGUCUGAUUAAUUGAAAUGUUGAUAUAUUUUUUUGAUUUAGUUUUUUUUUUUAAAAAUGCUACUCGCCUUCUGCUUCUCACAGUUCCCCCCCCCCCAAUUUUUUUUUUAAUCAUUGCUCCAAAAAAUCCGCUGAAAUUGUGAGCAGGUUUAUGUAGGAACUAUUUUCUUUCCAAACUACACCCUUCAGCCAAAGAAAGCAUGUGGCUAGCUGACAUUAUGGGUGAGCAGAGGCAAACACAGUUGUUUACGUCCUGUCACGAGCCUUACAUGAUGGAUAGGCACACACUUCCUCCAGCUGGCAUUUGUAGUUCAGUCAAAGAAAAUAGUUCCUGCAGAAAACAUGGUUUGUCCAAUUUAAAAAAAAAAUAAAAAAAAAAGUUUUACAUUUUUUAAUACCUGAGUCGCAUUAAUGCUGGCUUCUAUUUCUGAGUACCACGUCAUGAGUUCCAUUUAGUUAUAAUUAUAUUCAAGAGAUUGCAGACUUGAUGUAUCUAAGACUGUGUAACAGUUUUGGAUGUAUCAUUUGAUUUUUAAGCUGAACUGGCCCCUUUUUUUGUUUUUAUUUUAUUUUUUUUAUUUAAGUUAUUAUACAUUCAGGAAGUCCUCUUGCCUGUUUAAAGAUUAAGAGUGAUUACAGUUGCUCUGUUUUCUGUUAAUGUGGACCUGUAGUAAUAUAAAGACUUUGAAAGGCUCUUAAGCGUAACUUUGCAUUAAUUAGAAUUUUCUUAGAAAUGUCUGAAGUUUUAAACUAUUUGAGACCUCAUGUUCAUAAAUCUAAAGUUAACUGGUAAAGUCCUCAGGACAAUGGUGACUCCCCCCUUCCCCGCUGUCGUCUGAGUUAUCCUUAGCUCGUUUAUUUCAUAUGUUUGAGGGAACAUCAUUUGAGAUCCUUUUGUUUUGUUUUUUAAGGGUUUUUUUUUUUUUGGUUUUGGGUUUUGUUUUGUUGUUUUUUUUGUUUUGGGGUUUUUUGAGGGGAAGUAUUUGCGGCGUUUGGGGACUGGAACUGUUCGAAGGCAGCGGUGAAGGACUUUGUUCAUAUCAAGAUAUUGUUUUCAUGUAAAUAAUCCAAAUUCAAUAUUAAUAUUUAACUCUUAGGAAAACUGCACGUUUUGUACACUGUAUAGAAAACACAGCUUCAGGUGGAAGUUGUUUAUACUGGAUCUUUAAAAAAACAAAACAAAAAAAACGAGAAAACCUUGGCUUCUGUUUUUUGCAUCGUUUGUACAGGACUAGAGAUUUCGGAGUUGGGGUUUAAAAAAACUAAACAAGGAAAAAAAAGAUACUCUGUAAGGCGUCUUUCACUGACAACAUGCCUGGAACAUGUUUUGAUAACCAAUAACAAAGCUAUACUUGGCUGGCUAUGAAGUUGACUGUUACGUUUCAGAAAAACAAAAAUGUAUUUUUUUUUUCUUGCAGUGUGAUAAGAUUUCUUAGCUUUUUUUUUUUUAAUUUUAUUUUUAAUUGUGUAGAUUUUCAUACACCGCAUUACAAGCACUACAGUGGGAAACACUGUGCACACUGCUUACAGCCUGUAAUGCUGGUAAUGUAAAUACUGCCUUUUAGAACACUUUUUUUUUUAAAAUAGAAAGUUGUUUUCAGGUUUUGAUGUGUGGUUUUGAUAGGUUGGAUAUUUCAUUCACAUGUUAUCAUUUAGUGUUGCCUUUUUUUUUUUUUUUUUCUCUUCUCCCAGUGACCAAAAUCCAAUGUCUUAUGUGUAUUGAACACAUCGAUCUUAGUGUCAGGGAUGAGUAACUUUUCUUAAUGCUGGCACACUUUGUACAUAUAGACUUGUUAACGACACACAAACCUCCAUUUACUCACACGUACACGUAUACACUCGACUUAAGACCGUUUUUAUAUUGUCGGGAGGAAACGAGUAUGGAUGCAUGUUUUUAAAUAUAGAAAUAUAAACACACACACAUACACACAUAUUUAAACACACACAAGGGCUUUUAAAGUGCAAAAUUUGAGAUCUGCAAAGAGGUUCAAUCAGAGUAGACUGGAUUUCCUGCCAGAGCUAGGCUAUGUUUACAUUUGCUAUAGUAUUCUGAAGCCUUCCGAUUAUUUACCGUCUUGCACUCCCUCACACACCUGACUUGUGUGACCGCACCAAUGGCAACUAGCACUCCCCAUAAGCUAAUAUUCACUCUGACAUGCUGACAAAUGUUGAGAUACUCCAUCCAUUUUUAACAGCCAGUGCUUGAGCGUUGCAGACAAUCUUGCUUUCGCCCCCUUUCUUCUUAAAUUUGAUAAAAUGUAUCUGCUUAGGCUAAGAGCUAAGGUUUAUACAAGUCUCUUUUGAGACCUUUUUUUUAAGUGUUUUUGUGUUUGAUUUGCUUGGUUUGGUUGUAAUCUCAUUUAAAAUGCUCUGUUCAGAAGUGUUCAACGCCCCCUCUACUUGAGCAGCUACAUUACAUUGAAUGCCCUUCACAGACAGGUUGUCUGGUUUAGAAUCUGGGAUAAUCCUUUAUGUGAUGGACAAACUUAUCAAAUGUGUAGCCUGAUCCUUUUAAGUGCCCAGUUUGUUUUACAUUCAAGUCAUAAACCACAGAUCACUGUAAUGCAUGACUGAUGAUGAUGAUCACACUUGUAAUCAGAGGGAAUGAAUGUGUCAUUUUUCCUCGAUCUUAACAGUUACAUUAAUAAGGUUCUCAUAUCACUACAUAGAUCACUUCUAUAUGAUCUUAUGCAAUGUUAAAAAUAUACAAACUGAGUAUGAGGGUUAAGGGGAUAGAUCUAUAUGGUCUUGCAUAGGGUAAACCCAAUAAAAUGUUGUCAUUCA
Messenger RNA from Neolamprologus brichardi, 4904 nucleotides. RefSeq names its product potassium channel tetramerization domain containing 5b (gene kctd5b). Gene Ontology annotation, cellular component: Cul3-RING ubiquitin ligase complex; cytoplasm. The record is from RefSeq and is a predicted model, not a curated record. Gene Ontology annotation, molecular function: cullin family protein binding. Lineage: Eukaryota; Metazoa; Chordata; Actinopteri; Cichliformes; Cichlidae. Gene Ontology annotation, biological process: proteasome-mediated ubiquitin-dependent protein catabolic process; protein homooligomerization.